This is a messenger RNA of Cryptomeria japonica (Japanese cedar), 1623 nucleotides long. RefSeq names its product protein neprosin. The coding region runs from base 34 to 1200 and encodes 388 amino acids. The transcript has 7 exons. Lineage: Eukaryota; Viridiplantae; Streptophyta; Pinopsida; Cupressales; Cupressaceae. The record is from RefSeq and is a predicted model, not a curated record.
AAACUUCAGUUUGCUGCACUGCAAUCACCCAAGAUGCUUUACAUUUGUGUUCUCAGGCUUUUCCUUGUAACUUUCUUGUCAAUCUAUGCAUUCUCAGAUGAUAACAUGAGUGUGGACGAGUUUCUCAAUUAUGUCAACCCUCCUGCAAUUCAUAGAUAUCAGAAGGAAGAUGGAGGUAUCAUCUUGUGCGUGAGAUUCCAGGAUCAGCUAACAUUAAGAUCACAAACCUCCCAGAAUGCCCAUAAAGUAGAAAGGAGAGGGUUCUUCAAACAGAAUGGAGGUGGUGGUGCAGGGAAUGUCAGCCACUCAUGUCCUCCUGGAACGUUUUCACUCAGGGAAGUGAAGAAGGAAGACGUUCUCAGAGUUGGUGGUGUGGAGAAGUACAUCAAGAAGCCUUCUCCUGAAACUAUUGAUAUUCUUGCUGAGUAUGAGAAUACACGCUCUCACGAGUAUGCGGUUGUGGAGUUUACUUUCGACACCCCAGUUAUUGGUACGAGUGCUUACAAUAGUGUAUGGAAGCCUCAUGUUGCAGAGGACGCACAUUAUAGUUUGAGUCAAGUUUGGGUCACUGAAGAGAAUCGCCUAGAAACAAUUGAAGCAGGGUGGCAUGUGGAUCCACAGAGAUAUGGUGAUGAUGAUCCAAGGUUCUUUGUAUAUUGGACUGCUGACAGAUAUCUAAACACUGGCUGCUAUAACACCUAUUGCUCUGGAUUUGUUGUUGCGAACAACUUUCUGAUCAAUUUCGGAGUUCCACUCAAGUCAACAAAAUUAUUUGACUCAAGCCAAUAUGAGCUGCCGAUAACCAUAAGACUAUCUGAGAUAGAUGGAGAACCAGCUUGGCUUUUGGAAGUGUAUGGAACAUUGGUGGGAUAUUGGCCUUCUAGUUUGUUUAGAUUUAUCAGCCAGUCUUCUUCCCUCAUUAUAUAUGGAGGGGAAGUAUCAUACUCAGCAAAGAAGAAAGGGGAGAGUUUAAGCAAGACAGAGAUGGGGAGUGGGCGGUUUCCAGCAGAAGGAUGGAGAUCAAGUGCACAUAUAAGGCAAAUACAAUUCUUUGGAACGAACAGCAUUAAGGUGGAUAAAUAUAUCAUGGCUUCAAACACCAAUUGCUAUGAUAUAGUUGUUGCACAGGACUAUGGUUUUGGAGGGCUUUACGCCUUCUAUGGGGGACCUGGGGGUGGUUCACAGAAUUGCCGAGCUUGAUUAGCAUUUGUUAAAUCAUUAAUUUUCGUUGAAGGUUUCUUUUUCCUUCCAAUUUCAUGUAGAGGAAAGUUAUUUCAAUGUCAUUUACACACAAGAAUAUGCUGCCACAAAUGGAGUCGUAUAAAGAUGCAAGAUAUAGUCCUGAGAAAGACCUUUAUCAGCAUCCCUCUCAAUGGGUUUGUUUCUCAUGGGAAAAGGGUUUUUGCAUAAAUUUUAUCUAACAAUUACUAUCAAUUUCCUGUGGUAACCUGCCACUUAUCAUUACAGGGAAGCUCGAUUGAAGUUAAGUGAUUGGCUAUGUGCCUGUAAUAGUAGAUGAGUUUUAAAUUAACUUUGUGGUAAGUAGGAACAAAUUGUUAUAGUUGGUAAUUUUGAUUAUUUUUAUGUUGACAUAAUUCAUAUUGUUGUCAUAUUGUUUCAGGA